Molecule: messenger RNA, 9619 nt
Organism: Balaenoptera acutorostrata (minke whale)
Lineage: Eukaryota; Metazoa; Chordata; Mammalia; Artiodactyla; Balaenopteridae
Gene: SOX6
Product: SRY-box transcription factor 6
Exons: 18
Coding region: 555-3086 (843 amino acids)
Biological process (GO): regulation of transcription by RNA polymerase II; positive regulation of chondrocyte differentiation; central nervous system development
Cellular component (GO): nucleus
Molecular function (GO): DNA-binding transcription factor activity, RNA polymerase II-specific; RNA polymerase II cis-regulatory region sequence-specific DNA binding
Source: RefSeq, a predicted model, not a curated record
GGGAAAUGCUUUGAAUACUUACGACAUGGCCGCUCACACUGAUUGCCAAGAUUGACAGCACUAACCAUCGCCUUCACUUGUUUCAAGGGGGAAGCCCCUAGUCACCCCGCUCUGCGCGCACCUCCCGGCACCCCGGCGGCAAACUUCUGCCGGUCAGCGUUCCCCCCGCCCGGGGCGGGACACCCCCGCCGACUUGAGUUAACGGGCUGCGCCGGCCGCGGCGCUGGGGGGCUUUGCUCUCUUGCUCCCCGGGCUGUGCUAAUUGACCCAGCAACGACUCCCCUUCCUUAAUUUUUUAAAUUUGUAUCUUUCCCUUUUUUCUUUAAUGCCAUUUACUCCCGCGGCGCAGCGCACAAGGAACCCUCCCGUGCGGUACCAUCCUGGAGCCCGCCCAGGUCACUUUCAUGAAUUCAAAGGCAAUUUACCAGUGAUUUCUGGGUGCUGGAGCUGAUUUUUUUGUGCGUAUUUACAUUCUAUAUCUUCUGAUGAGGAAAGAAAAAUGCUUCAAGAAGGACUUUGUGACCCCUCAUCACUUUGUAUAAGAGCCCAGAAGAAUGUCUUCCAAGCAAGCCACCUCUCCAUUUGCCUGUGCAGCUGAUGGAGAGGAAGCAAUGACCCAAGAUUUGACCUCAAGGGAAAAGGAAGAGGGCAGUGAUCAACAUGUGGCCUCCCAUCUGCCUCUGCACCCCAUAAUGCACAACAAACCUCACUCUGAGGAGCUACCAACACUUGUCAAUACCAUUCAACAGGAUGCUGACUGGGACAGUGUUCUGUCGUCUCAGCAAAGAAUGGAGUCAGAGAAUAAUAAGUUAUGUUCCCUAUAUUCCUUCCGAAAUACCUCUACCUCACCACAUAAGCCUGACGAAGGGAGUCGGGACCGCGAGAUAAUGACCAGUGUUACUUUUGGAACCCCAGAACGCCGCAAAGGGAGCCUUGCCGAUGUGGUGGACACACUGAAACAGAAGAAGCUUGAGGAAAUGACUCGGACUGAACAAGAGGAUUCCUCCUGCAUGGAAAAACUACUUUCAAAAGAUUGGAAGGAAAAAAUGGAAAGAUUAAAUACCAGUGAACUUCUUGGAGAAAUUAAAGGUACACCUGAGAGCUUGGCAGAAAAAGAACGGCAGCUCUCUACCAUGAUUACCCAGCUGAUCAGUUUACGGGAGCAGCUCCUGGCAGCGCAUGAUGAACAGAAAAAACUGGCAGCCUCACAAAUUGAGAAACAACGGCAGCAAAUGGACCUUGCUCGCCAACAGCAAGAACAGAUUGCAAGACAACAGCAGCAACUUCUGCAACAGCAGCACAAAAUUAAUCUCCUGCAGCAACAGAUCCAGCAGGUUCAGGGUCACAUGCCUCCGCUCAUGAUCCCAAUUUUUCCACAUGACCAGCGGACCCUGGCAGCAGCUGCUGCUGCCCAACAGGGAUUCCUCUUUCCCCCUGGAAUAACAUACAAACCAGGUGAUAACUACCCCGUACAGUUCAUUCCAUCAACAAUGGCAGCUGCUGCUGCUUCUGGACUCAGCCCUUUACAGCUCCAGAAAGGUCAUGUCUCCCACCCACAAAUUAACCCAAGGCUAAAGGGCCUAAGUGACCGUUUUGGCAGGAGUUUGGACACCUUUGAACAUGGUGGUGGCCACUCUUACAACCACAAACAGAUUGAGCAGCUCUAUGCCGCUCAGCUGGCCAGCAUGCAGGUGUCACCUGGAGCAAAGAUGCCAUCAACUCCACAGCCACCAAACACAGCAGGGGCAGUCUCACCUACUGGGAUAAAAAAUGAAAAGAGAGGGACCAGCCCUGUAACUCAAGUUAAGGAUGAAGCAGCAGCACAGCCGCUGAAUCUCUCAUCCCGACCCAAGACAGCUGAGCCUGUAAAGUCCCCAACAUCUCCCACCCAAAGCCUCUUUCCAGCCAGCAAAACCAGCCCUGUCAACCUGCCUAACAAAAGCAGCAUCCCCAGCCCCAUUGGAGGAAGCUUGGGAAGAGGAUCCUCUUUAGGUAAAUGGAAAGGUCAACACCAGGAAGAGACUUACGAAUUAGAUAUCCUGUCCAGUCUCAACUCCCCUGCCCUGUUUGGGGAUCAGGAUACAGUGAUGAAAGCUAUUCAGGAGGCUCGGAAGAUGCGAGAACAGAUCCAGCGGGAGCAACAGCAGCAACAGCCGCAUGGUGUUGAUGGGAAACUGUCCGCCAUGAAUAACAUGGGGCUGAACAACUGCAGGAAUGAAAAGGAAAGAACACGCUUUGAAAAUUUGGGGCCCCAGUUAACAGGAAAGUCAAGUGAAGAUGGAAAGCUGGGCCCAGGUGUCAUCGAUCUUACUCGGCCAGAAGAUGCAGAGGGAAGUAAAGCAAUGAAUGGCUCUGCAGCUAAACUACAGCAGUAUUAUUGUUGGCCAACAGGAGGUGCCACUGUGGCUGAAGCACGAGUCUACAGGGAUGCCCGUGGCCGGGCCAGCAGUGAGCCACACAUCAAGCGACCAAUGAAUGCAUUCAUGGUUUGGGCGAAGGAUGAGAGGAGGAAAAUCCUUCAGGCCUUUCCUGACAUGCAUAACUCCAACAUUAGCAAAAUCUUAGGGUCUCGCUGGAAAUCCAUGUCCAACCAAGAGAAGCAACCUUAUUAUGAGGAGCAGGCCCGGCUAAGCAAGAUCCACUUAGAGAAGUACCCGAACUAUAAAUACAAACCUCGACCGAAACGCACCUGCAUUGUUGAUGGCAAAAAGCUCCGGAUUGGGGAGUAUAAGCAACUGAUGAGAUCUCGGAGACAGGAGAUGAGGCAGUUCUUUACUGUGGGGCAGCAGCCUCAGAUUCCAAUCACCACAGGAACAGGUGUUGUGUAUCCUGGUGCUAUUACUAUGGCAACUACCACACCAUCACCUCAGAUGACAUCUGACUGCUCUAGCACCUCCGCCAGUCCAGAGCCCAGCCUCCCGGUCAUCCAGAGCACUUAUGGUAUGAAGACAGACGGCGGAAGCCUAGCUGGAAAUGAAAUGAUUAAUGGAGAGGAUGAGAUGGAAAUGUAUGACGACUAUGAAGAUGAUCCCAAAUCAGACUAUAGCAGUGAAAAUGAAGCCCCGGAAGCUGUCAGUGCCAACUGAGGAGUGUUUGUUUGCUGAAUUAAAAUACUCUGACAUUUCACCUCCCCUCCCCCAACAGAAAAGUUCUUAAAGAGCCCGCAUGCAUUUGUGGCUCCACAAUUACAUCAGCAGAAUGGUCUUAAUUGUUUCGUAAAGCGUGAGACAGAUUAAGUUUUCCCAGAUUUUUCAUGAACUUGAGUUUUUUGUCGUUAUUGUUAUUGUUGUUGUUGUUUUUUAAUUUAGGUGAAGACAUAUUAAAUAUGAGACACCAGGACUUGAAAACUUAUCUCAACCCAUAGCUGUCUUACAAGUCUUAUAUUUUGUCUUACUUUUUUUCUUUUGGAUGUUGAUAAAGGUUUAAGUUACUGUUUUAGAUGGGGUUAAACAUUCUCACUCAGGUAUGCUGUGCCAGCCUACAAGUUGUGAAUGUGUUUUUAUUCUGAAUUAUUUUAGAAAACAACUGAGAAUUUCAUAUUGUGAAACAGAACAAGUCCACGGCGUGUGCAGCUGCAUGUAGAGCAUAUUCAAAAGGCCUCAGAAUUCCAUUUUUCCAUGUGUAGAGUUAAACUUUGAAUGUGCCAAACUUUUUCAUAACUUUUGAAUCUUAAUAUUUUGAAAGUCUUAAAGGAGACACUGCAAAGUCUUAGACAAUCUUUGGCAUCUUAAAAUAAAAUAGCAAACCACACAUUUUUUUUUUUUUCAGAAAAUGGUGAAGUACUCAGGAAUCUGGAGACAAGAUAUUGUAAGGAACGAACAAGGUUGCCACAGUGCAUGUACCCAAUUGUGUUUGCCUCUUGGCGUGCCAUCAGUGUGUGACGUGGUACGACGUCCACACACCAGAGCGAUCACCACACCAGAUACCGACAUGGUGGUCUUCUCUGCCUGAGACCACCUCUCACUACAUCCAUUAUCCCUUUGCCUUUAACCCUGACAUUCAGUCUUAACACAUUUUCUCUUAAAUAAUUUAUUCAUUCCAGAAUGUCAAGGGUCCACUUACUAUUUAUUUAAAAAAAUUGUUGGUGGCAUUAAUUUAAUAAUUCUUUUUUCUUACCCUCCUUCCCCAAAGAACUUUUCAGCCCUUUUCACCUCCUUCUCCUGCUAGAUACAAAGGUGUACAUAGUGAUUUUAUGUCCCCAGAACAUCUGGAAGCAUUUCUGAAACAAGAUACUACUAAAUACCUAUAUUGUUGUUUUUGAACAUCAGUGUAUAUAUGGCUAUAGAGCUGUGCAUUUGGAUACAGGUGUAGAGAUUUACACUUCAACAGGUAUGCCCCUGAGGUUCCCCGUGACUUUGAAUCUUUUGCCAGAAUUUUCCCCUAAUUCAAUUAAGCAACACGUGGUAGGAUCUGCAUCAGUGGCAUUUCCCCUCAAUGCCAUUCAGCAGCAAGGGUCAACAGUGGUGACUGCCAGGCAGGAGAGUCCCGCAGCCAAUCCUAAAACCCAAAGCUGCGGUCCACGUAGGAGUCCACAGGGAUGCUGUCACGGGCUGGCAGCUUUACACUGAGCUGCCUUGUCCCAUCUGGCAUAUCUAGGGAGUUCUUUGCAAAAUCCCCAGGAUGCGAGAAGCCACAUGACAGCCUCAGAGCAAAGAUAGAGGCAAAUAGUCGCGAUACAUCCAGAGAAUGAAAGAAAACCAUAGGGAAGGAGAAGGAGAGGAAAUACAUUCCCUAAAUGGGAUGUUCCUACUGUUAACUCUGGGGAACAGAUCACUCCUGGGGCAGCAGACGAGUUCCUCUGGCUCACUCCCUCCAUCUGUGGCUGCAUGGGGGUCAUGCCUACGUGUGAACAAGAUUAACUGCCCUUGUCACACAAGGAUUUUUCUGGAGAUGUGCUGAUGGGCUGGGAAGCAGUGAGGCUUCAUUCCCCAUCUCCUAACCGCAGGGAGCUCGGCCAUGCCAUUUUGACCUUCCUGAAACCAGGACCGAUUGCCUAGGGGGGAGCCUCACCCAGAGUAGUUUGAUGGGAGAAUGUCAGCAAAUGGGACAGUUCACCUCAUGGGACAACCAGAAUCUGAUCACCAGGACAUAGGAACGGCCCCAUCAGAUUUCUUGAGCCAUUUUGUCACUUGGAAGAAAAUAGUGUACCUUCAUAUUUAUUUAAGAGUGCUCAAGGCCAUACCUAAUAGCAAUAAAUAGGUCUAGCCAAGACAUUACUGUCUAUGUCAUUAGCUAGGAGUGCUCUCUAUAAACUGAUUAAGGUACUGAUAGGAAUGUUUGGUUCUUAAUAUUGAUUGGGGAUUGGAACUUUGUUUUUGUACAUUUAUUUCAAAUGAGGAGGAGGUCGUUUUCCUAAAAAAAAAAAAAAGAGUAUUUAUUAUUGUCUUACUGGUUUCUUUUGAUUAUAUACCUCUCCUCCUCAGUUCAUUCUCACGAUUUUUUCUCUUCCUCUUUGACUCUUGCUCUUGCCCUCUCCCUCUCCUUUUUCAUUUUGUUGCAUAAGUAGAGUGCCGUAUGGCUAGCAUUGUAUUGUAUGUAAUUAAUUUUGCACAAAGGCAGACAUUUAGAAUAGUAGGUUAAUUUUGUUUGUUUUUAUGACCAUGCCAAAAUAAUAUUCUGGGCUGGUGGAGAACAAAGGACUGUUCUUUAGGACUGAAACUUGAUUUUGCUUGUAGUUAAAAAAAAAAAAAGAAACAAAAAAAGAAAUCAACAAAAAAAAACCAACAAAAAACACACACACUCACAGAUGUUGUUUCGUAAGUGUUAUAAGCACUGGAUAUAAAUGGUAUUUUUUAUCACUUCUGACUAAUGUGAAGCUGUUGUACGAAAACUACAUGAACAAAAGUCAUCUGUUUCGACUCGUGUGGGCUUGCCUCACAGUUGCCGGAUUUGAGUCAUUUUUAUGUCUUGUUAUUUCAUUUAUUUAUGCAAAAUACAUGUGUGUAUGAACACUUUGUUUUAGCUCCAGCUCUGCCUCAGUACUGGGGUUCAGUUACUUCUAGCCAUGUUCUUAAAAAUGAAAGGCUAUUCAGGAAUGAUCUGAUUGUAAACGUCUCUUUCAUUGGGUCAAACAGUGAUGCUGUAUUUGAAUCUAAAUUCUGCACAUAAGCAGUUUAUUCUAUUUAUUAGCCAAGUUUGGCUCUAAAUAUCCAUGGAAAUUAAGAAUGACAAUCAUAGGGAUCACGUCAUUUUAUUUUCAGUGGGGCUUAAACAAAGUUUUUAUGACUUCACCAUCUCAUUUUAGAUUUUUCUAAUUGUGUAAAUAUAACAUAGAAAUAGAAUUUAUUUUUGGUUCAUGAAUAUUUAGUGAAAUAUAAGUUAUGUAUUUCCUUUUUGUUCUCUAUCCAUAUAUGUUGGUCCAGACUACAAGUUGACGAGUCACUGUACCUCAUGGGGUAGUGAAUUAUCAGCCACAGUGAGAAAGCAGAGUCCCACCUGUAGCUGGAGCAGUAAAACCCAUCACUUGGGUUCUCAUAUAGUUUAGAACCCACUGUCCACAGACUCAGACUUUCACUAUUUUUUCGUAUAGAAAGUUGAUGAAUUGAACAUGGUGAAUUUCCAGCACAGCUGGGAGAGAGUCAAUUUGCUUUGUGAAUCCACAUAAAUCUUAUAAGGUAGUUCUGUGACCAUUUAAUAGCAUGAAGCAUGAAUGCCAUUAUAAAGGCAAAAAUCUUUCUCUGAGAUUGGCCAUUAAUGAAAGUCCCACCAUGCCAAUUAAAGAAUGUUAAUCAACUUUUUUUUCCCAUUGCUCCCUAUUUCAUAGUAUCUUCAAAUCAAAGGUAAAAAUUACCUCCAUUUUGUUAAAGAAGUUGCAGGAUCAGGAUUUUCCUUGUCACUUAGAGUAGGGACACUGGCAGACAAUCCUGUCCUAAACAAUGGACCAUAUGGAAUAGGAAGGAAGGAAGGAAAGGAAGAAGGAGAAGAAGAAGGAAAGGAAGAAAAAGGAAGAAAGAAAGAAACAAAGAAAGAAAAGAAAGGGAAAGAGGAAGAAAGAAAAGAAAAAGGAAGGAAAGAAAGAAAGGAAGAAAGAAAGAAAAAAAAAGAAAGAAAGAAAGAAAGAGAGAGAAAGAAAAGGUCAAUCUGUGGACAGGAGCAGACAGGGAGGCAGUUUUUCUGUUUCAUUGGCAGAUGCGAUGCAGUAUCUUUUCCAGGAAGGUACGAAAGCUUUGUUGUUUUCACCUGUAUUCAGCUCACCCUUUUAGGAGCACAUCAGUUUGCUUCAUUUGGUAUUUGAUACACCCCAGCCUUGUCCUCAGGCCUGAUUUGAUUUGCCAGGGUCCUGACACCAUCUCAGGCCAAGUUCUAAAUUCAGGUGCGGGCUCACAGUGCUAUUGAGCUUGUCAAAUUCUGGCCUCCCCUGAACAUUAGCCCCACUGGAGCCUGGGGUGUUUGAAAAGGGUGUGAUCACUCUAGGGCUGAAAUUAAAGGCUUCUUUCUUUUCCUUAUGAAGCCAGGCUGCUUCUCCGGAGCACACCCUCCUGAGCGGGGAGCACGGGCACUAGCUGAAAGCAGGAAUUGUUUUGAGGAAGCCCAUCUAACCCCAGUAGGAGGGCAGCCCGGUCACUUGAACACCACAGCUGAGGCUGCUUCUCUCAAUUUACUCGUUUUGCAAAGAGGUGACCUCUACCUACUCAUUAGGGAAAAGAAAAAGAAUCAGUUAGUAGUUUUAAACCGUAUGAGAAGUCCUGUACCAAGUGCCAACAACUGCAAAGAAUGCAGCUAGAGGAAUGUAUUGACUUUAUUACUGGGUCUUCCUUUCUAAUGAGAAAAUGACAAAAAUGGUUGCUGUAGCCUUGCCUGAUUUUGUACACGUUUGUUUAAGGACUGAGUUGGCACUUAAACUCACUUCUCAAAGUAUAAUAAUAUUGUAUGACCUCAUUUGUCCUUUUUCAAAAGCACUUGCAUCAUUUCCUUAAGUCAUCUGUCCCCUGACAUGUUUUCUUCCUUAAUAAACAACUUCUAUCUGCUAUUCCUGCCGAUUAUGUUCUGUUUCUGAUGCCAUGUACUAUUGAGUGUAACCCUCUGCUAAUAUCACUGAAAAUAUUGAUAUGCAAACACAUUUCCCUCUCAUCCCCAUGCCAUCUUUUCUUCUGGGGACAGAUUUCUUCCCAAAAGCUCAUGAACAAGCAUUUGGAAUGCUGGUACCUUUGGGGCAGGGCUAGAGGUGGGAGGGGGAGGGGCAGAAAGGUAAAGCUUAGUGCAGAUACUCUUCUAAUUGGUGUCCGUGGCAAUAUGAAAGCUUAAAGGCAACUCAGUGACAUAUCUUGCUCAGUAGCUUCUUAUUCCUGAAGAACCGCAAGCAGAAAGUGAGGCCUCAGUGCUGGUGCUCUUGGAGUACGGGGAAUGUGCAAAUAUUUAACUGUUUUGUAUGCUGCACAUUUGCAGACCUGCUCAUGUGCAUUCUCCGUUUGUCUUCCUUUGUCAUAUGUGUUUUUGCUUUUUUGAAAAGUGCAGUCUUUAUUGUACCCUUUCCAGCUUGUAGCAAAUUAGAAUGCUUAGCAUUUAUGUUCAUUCAUUAUUGUAUUUGCCAUGUAAAAUUUUUAUUACCUUAGACAAGCUUAUAAGCUGUUACUACAUAACUUAUCUUACUGUAACUCUUUGAUUUCCCGACAUUGUAAUUUGUUUGUGAUGUAUAUUGUGAGAUUGUAUUCUGUGUUAAUUUAAUCAGCACAAUUCACUGACAUGCUGGACUGAAUGCUGGCUGCUGUUUCAAAAGUGUAAAGUUUGUGUAGGGCUGUUGGGACAACUGCAACUCUGUUGUCAAGGUGCUGUGCUGGUUCCUCUAGCGACACUGCGGGUGCGGCCCUUGGGACGCUAAGGGCGUUGAAUACACCCUUGAGCAAAUUUUAACUGCAGAUAUUCUUUGUAGAAAUUCUGUGUAUAAUGCAGGUACCUACUUGGCCCGUGGCUGGUAACUAUUUGGGCAAUUAGAAAAACAACAAAAACCAUAAAAACUAGUGUCUAUUGCUGCUUUGAAUAUGUUUGAAAGUCUGAAAAUGUAAAUAGUUUAUCAAAAAAAAAAUCUUGUACAGUCCAGUGUAAAGUUUUUAAAUGACCUUAAGGGUUGCCAUCACAUCUUUCUCACACUCUCCUCUUGAUAAUGGAAAAAAAAAGUUUGCUAAGGAUUAAAGAAAUGAGAGAGAAAAAAAAAAGAAUAUCUUCAAAUGUCAAGGAAUGAAUCAUUGUUCUUAGCUUUGUUGCAUACACACACUUCUUGGAUUUCGUUGUGCAGUAUUGACGUGAGAUAAAACUCAACAUUGAAUAAUCUUUCAGUGGUACUUUUCAAAGUCUUCCCCUCCUCUGCCUCAUAAUUAAGGGAAAAGACAAAAUUGAAAGACACUGUCUUUAUCUAUCCUGGUGUAUAUUGGCACCUUAGCUACUUUUUUUUUUUUUCCUUUUUGCACAAGGUGCUUUCCUGAUAUGUUAAACAUGCCAUCUUUGGGUGAUAAUGUAUAUGCCGUGAUGGGGCCGAGGCCCCUCAGGGGAGUGUCUAUAAGAACUGCCUAUUUAUGCUCAUUUACCUCAAGACUGUCCUCUCUACCCUUAAUCUAGUCGUCAUCACUCCAUCUUUUGUACUGCUGUUGACACUUACAAAUUAAAGAUAAAUUUUGUUUUAUGA